AUGGGCUUGGACAAAAUCAACCAGACAUGGGUGAGCGAGUUCAUCCUCCUGGGACUGUCCAGUGACUGGGGCACUCAGGUCUUCCUGUUCCUCCUCAUCUUGGUCGUGUACUUAGUGACUGUGAUGGGGAACUCCCUCAUCCUUCUCCUCAUCAGAAUGGACAGCAGGCUCCAUACCCCAAUGUACUUCUUUCUCAGUGUUCUCUCUUUGGUGGACUUGUGUUAUGGAAAUAGCAUUACCCCUCAAAUGCUGGCUCACUUCCUCUCAGCCCAAAAGCACAUCUCAUUCCCUAGUUGUGUGCUCCAACUCUGGGCCUCCUUGGCAUUGGGUGGUUCUGAGUUCUUCCUGCUGGGAGCCAUGGCUUAUGAUCGCUAUGUGGCUGUGUGCUAUCCCCUGCACUACACAGCUAUCAUGCAUGCAAGGCUGUGCCUGGCAUUGUCGGCCAGCUGCUUGGUGGCUGGUUUCUCCAACUCACUGAUGGAAACAAUCAUCACCUUCCAGCUCCCCCUGUGUUACAAUGUCAUCGAUCACUUUGCCUGCGAGACCCUAGCAGUGCUUCGGCUGGCCUGUGUGGACAUCUCCUUCAACGAGGUCAUGGUGGCCUUUUCUGGAUUUCUAGUGAUUGUGCUUCCUUGUUCCCUGGUCCUGUUCUCCUAUGCUCACAUUGUCACUGCCAUUUUACGCAUUCGUUCUGCUCAGGGACGUCACAAAGCCUUUGGGACCUGCACCUCUCACCUCACUGUGGUUUGUAUGUGUUUUGGGGCUACCAUCUUCACAUACCUAGAGCCACAUUCUGCCUCCUCUGUACAGAAAGAGAAGGUGGUUGCUCUGUUCUAUGCGGUGGUGGCUCCCAUGUUGAACCCUUUGAUCUACAGCUUGAGAAAUAAGGACGUUAUGGCUGCUCUCCAAAAACUUUUAGAGAAAUUCAGGUAA
Messenger RNA from Cavia porcellus (domestic guinea pig), 933 nucleotides. Its product is annotated as olfactory receptor 2F1-like. The transcript has a single exon. Gene Ontology annotation, biological process: detection of chemical stimulus involved in sensory perception of smell; G protein-coupled receptor signaling pathway. Bases 1 to 933 code for a protein of 310 amino acids. The record is from RefSeq and is a predicted model, not a curated record. NCBI's taxonomy places the organism in Eukaryota, Metazoa, Chordata, Mammalia, Rodentia, Caviidae. Gene Ontology annotation, cellular component: plasma membrane. Gene Ontology annotation, molecular function: G protein-coupled receptor activity; olfactory receptor activity.